Molecule: messenger RNA, 2812 nt
Organism: Chara braunii
Lineage: Eukaryota; Viridiplantae; Streptophyta; Charophyceae; Charales; Characeae
Source: the annotation of a GenBank genome assembly
CGUCAGCGGUUCCAUCUUUACCGUUGGUCUUGUCUUUUCCUUCUUUCUUACUCCCUUCUUUCGGAUUCCUCUGUUGUGCACAUCCUAACCAUAUGUCCUGUCUCAAGGGUCGGGACUCAAUUCGAGAAUCAAAGGUUGCGACAGCGUGCCAUGUCCUAUCCGUGCCGGCGACCUUGUAUGGGUUUCCUCCGAGGAGUUCACACUGGAACAAGAUGUCUCGUGCAAACUCCUCCCCAAGCGGUUUGGACCAUGGACCGUGCUGUGAAAGUGGCCAGGUUGAUGCCUGUGGAAUCUGUGACGGCAAUAGUCUGUGGGUUGAUGUUCAGAUGACCUGUUGUGCAACUGUGCGCGAUGAGAGUGGGGUUUGCUGCCCGAGUGGCUAUCUUGAUGAAUGCCACGUUUGUGAUGGUGAUGGGCUGACAUGUUCAACACUGGCUCUACUCGAGCUUGCUGUAGCUGAGGACAGUCCUUUUGAAAAAGCGCUAAACAAGAAGAGCAGCAUAUCAGCCCUGCAGGAACUAUCUAGGACGGACUUCGAAAUGAUGUUCUCAAACAAGGUCUCUGAUUUGUUGGAAGUAGAAGCAGAGGCCAUACUCAUUAGUGGUGUUGAGCUUGUUCAAAAUAGGAGUGGACCUGUUGGUCAGUCACUUUACAACACACAUAAAUGGAGUGGCCUGGUUGUGGAGUUUAAAGUGUCUUCCUCUGGUGAGGAGCGAAAUCCUUUCGUUGUCCAUCGACGCUCCGCCUUGCAAGUGCUGAAUGCAGCUGUGGCGGAACAUCCUCCUCAUGCUUUGCCUGGGGAACAUGGUCAUAGUUCCUCCUUGAUGGUAAAGAACAAUUCCCACGUCGAUGAGUUUAUCCCCGGAAUGGUCUUGACUGCAGUCAGGGGGAUAAAAAGGCAGGGUGAGUGCGGCAACAAUAUCUGUGAAAUUGGGGAGCGAUGCACGCCAGAGGGAACAAGCGUGAGUGCUACUGAAGAUACCGAAAUUGGAUUCCUCACACAGACAUCUGGCAGGUGUUGCUUCGAGGACUGUCAGUUUGUGCUUCAGCAAUGCCCAGUGCCAAUCAAUGGCCCACGGGCCGGUGUAGCAUGUGCCACGAAUGGGCGAUGUUUGGACACCACGGGUACUUGUGAUUGCUUUGUUGGGCAUACAGGCGAGGAUUGCAGCAAGUGCAGUCCGGGCUGGGCCGCGACAAUAGAUGGCAACUGUGUGCGACAGGUUGACGGCCCCAGGCACAGGCUUCUGAGGACAGUUGCAUCAGAAUCCUCCGUUUCAAGUUCAUCAAAUGAGCAAGGUACGAUUGCUAUGACUGGGAACAUUACCCUGCGGAAAGCCACACAUGAAAUCAGCCAAUCCAUGAACUUGGUUCCUCUGCCCCCAGGGACCUUAGGACGGGAUGUUUGGAUGCCUUCUUCAUUGGGUAACGAGUCCACGCCUGCGCAGACUGAGGCUGAGAGCAAGCAGAUCCAUAAUGUCAUGGAGCAGACAGGUCAGUCAUGGUUGCAGGCAGUCCCAGGACCAGAGGACCAACCGUUGAGCUGGCUACGACCACAACCUGGCAACGUUGUCAUUCAGGAAUCAUUCGACAGGUUCCGAAGAGGGCCUGAGAAGCAAGGUGAGGGCAUCAUGAUGGCUGUCCCGAGGGACACAACUGGGGUCAUGAAGAAUCAGCCACCAUUGCGGCAGGAUCUGCCCGCAUUGUCAGCUUCGUUGACAGCCGAGGAUGCCGUGGCAGCAGAUCGAGAGAGUACAAGUGAGGGGCAGGAGCCUGGCAGCAUAACUGCUGCCUUGGGGAAGGAAACGCAGAUGGUGACUGGACAAGAUCAGCCAAUGGAGAAGGCAUUUCAUGUUGGCUCGAUGAAUGAUCCAGAAGCAGGUUUGGGGGAGGCAACGGAGUUCAAAGAACAUGAGAGGAAGCCAUCUCAUCCCAGGGAGAAGCUUCAUGGGUUUUCAGUGGGGUUGUCUGUUGCAGCUGCAUGCAUUGUGCUUGUGAUAGCUUUGCUUAACCUUGCUAGAAAGACUUUCCAUGGGCGACGUGGAAUGCAGCCCCUCUCAAUGGAGGGUGAGGCUGUGGAGUCUGUUGCAAAUGCAGAAGGAAGGCAAUCCUCGGUCAACCAAGACCUUCAGGGGUCCAGCCUUAAAGGCAUUGUGCUUGAAGGCCAGCAUGAUCCACGGUCACCACCACCGGUUCAAGUUCCAAGCUGGAAGAAUGGUAAAAAGCUAGUUUCACUCGAGAUCCAUGCACCUGACUCCGGGCAGGAUGAAAAUUCCCUGCAAGUUCGUUCAAAUGAUGUAAAUGAUCAGACCCCACUAGCCGUCAGGAUGAAGGACUUCCAUUCUGAGUCCUUCCCAGUUGCGGGGCCUACCUUCCCUGAUGAAACAGACAUCGAAGAACGGCCUCUGGUUCAAGACUAUGGAGCAGCGUUUAUGCCGAGCGUUAGUUCAGGUCGCCAGCCAUUGCGACCAUCUUUCAGGAGUUUGAUUUAGGAAACCCCAAGAGAAGGAUAGCAUAGAUAAAAAUGUAAUUCUUUCUUUUUCUACGGUGGUUGGAGCAAUCAAAUUCCAUGUUAUAUGAACAAAUGCGAGUUCUCCUAUGAUGGAAUCGGUGUCUGGGACAGUCUGGCUAGUGUGUGGAAAAAACACUGAAGGAAUCGCUUAACAUACCAGUCAGUGUCGCUGUUUCACCAAUAUUUGUUCUUUGUACCUUCGUUUUGAUACUUUUCUUAUCCUUUCACCGUUUUCCACUUCAUGGCAAAAGAUGGUAAUCCAGGCUCAUAAUCCUGUUGUUGCAGUAAAAAUAAUUUCAUCUA